AUGCCACACCUGGUCAUUAUAAUCAAAGAUUCUCUUGCCAAUGACUACACCCAAUUGAUCAGCAAAGUACUUCUUGACAUAACCCUGUCCAUAGACAAGAUUGAUAUUUAUAUCAUAAACGAAAUCACCAACUCCAAUGACUUGAACGCAAUAUUGUUCCAUUACUACUCCAUUGCCAGGAAAUUGUCUAUUGUGAAAGGGUAUGACUAUAGGUUCGAUAUUAAUGUCAUUUUCAACAUUGAUUCUCCCUUGUGUUUAUUCAAGCUCAUCCAGACAUGGAACAUGGCCUUUGUGGCAACUAACGAGACCGGAUUAUUGAAGCUUCAUGAUAUACCAAUUGUUCCUGUAUCAGUAGAGCUAACACCGGUGACAUAUCCUACUACAGACAGACAAUCAAAAGAGCGAGGACAGUUUGAUGUUGCCGCCGUUGGUGGAACUUUUGACCAUAUUCACGACGGACACAAGAUCCUUCUCUCGGUUUCCGCCUUCCUUACGAAACGCAAGUUAAUUAUCGGUAUAACGGGUAAUGAACUCUUGAAAAAUAAAAAAUAUCAUGAAGUGUUACAACCAUUUGCUGAACGUCAAGCUUCAGUUCAGACGUUCUUAAACUUGAUUGUGGCUUCGCGUCAUAUUCAAUUUGAGCUAUACGAAAUUAAUGAUGUGUGUGGUCCAACAGGUUAUGUAAGAGACAUAAAUUGUUUGAUUCUCAGCGAUGAAACUUUGUCUGGUGGCGAUUAUGUUAACGACUACCGUAAAUCUCGUGGUUUCAAAGAAUUGGAAACGGUGAUAAUCCAAGUCAUUGGUAAUGGAGAUGACAAAGAAAACAAUAACGACUACGCCACUUGGAAGUUAAGCUCUACAGAUAUCAGACAACAAGAAGCUAAAAGACUUCAGUUAUAA
This is a messenger RNA of Spathaspora passalidarum NRRL Y-27907, 900 nucleotides long. RefSeq names its product putative pantetheine-phosphate adenylyltransferase. Gene Ontology annotation, biological process: coenzyme A biosynthetic process. NCBI's taxonomy places the organism in Eukaryota, Fungi, Ascomycota, Pichiomycetes, Serinales, Debaryomycetaceae. The coding region runs from base 1 to 900 and encodes 299 amino acids. Gene Ontology annotation, molecular function: dephospho-CoA kinase activity. The record is from RefSeq and is a predicted model, not a curated record. The transcript has a single exon.